This is a messenger RNA of Cottoperca gobio, 1152 nucleotides long. RefSeq names its product AT-rich interactive domain-containing protein 3B-like. Lineage: Eukaryota; Metazoa; Chordata; Actinopteri; Perciformes; Bovichtidae. The transcript is spliced from 5 exons. The record is from RefSeq and is a predicted model, not a curated record. Bases 256 to 1128 code for a protein of 290 amino acids.
UUUUCCAGUCGGUCCCCUUUUCUAUUAAAGAAGGAAAUCCCGAAACUCACUGGGGCAGAGAAGAGGCAGAAAUCACGGGCACAUUUGGAGAGCUCGCGCAGAAGAGAGCGUACACACGGAGCCUUUCUGCAGGCGGAUCAGUCCACGGUGCAUGCACAGUGUCUCUGCCCCCGUGCGCGCGCGCGUGUGUGUGUUUACAAGUGUUUGAAGAGUGCCACAAACGAGGGAAGGACGAUAAAGCCGAAGGAAGGAGGGAUGGUGGACAAUUCAAGCAGUAGUAAGGCACAAAUGCCCAGCAUGUCUCAGGAGCCUGGUGUGGCCUUUCCUCAGAGCACCUCUUCAGGGGGCAUGAAGCUGGAGGCAGUAAUGGAGCAGCUCCAGCGCCAGCAGCAGGCCCGACUGGAAAUGGAGCGCAAGGAGAGGAAGCUGCGAGAGGCCCACAUCAUGUAUGCUCAGCAGGUUGCUGCCCAGCAGGCAAUCCUGGCGGCUGCCCGGGCUUCUGGGGCCAGCUUCAUGGGCAAGAGCCUGGCUGUAGGGGUCCCUGGUGUCGGGUUGCCUCCUCGGGUCUCCAAUCAGAGCAGUGUGGACUCGGAAAGAGAGGAUGACGAGGACCGAGGCCGGGAUUCUGGGGAUGACGAUGACGAUAAUGAGAUGAUGGAGGGGGACGAGGGCAGUGACGAGGAUGAGGGAACUGCCAGUGGUCUUGAGUUCCUCCGCAAGCAGACCCUCGCUUUGCAACAGAGCGCCUCCCGCAUCCCGGCCCGUCCGUUCGGCAGUUACUCUGCGUCCGCCCCCCAGAGGGCUGCAUCCCCACCUAUCAGAGUGAAGCAGGAACCUGACGAGGGUCUGUCUCCUGCAGGGCCUCACUCUGCUACCUCUCCUAAUGGACAGGCCGACUGGGGCUUUGAUGAUCACUUCAGACAGAAUGGGAGCGCGGGCUGGGCAGAUGAGGCUGACAGUAGCAGAGGAAGAGGAGAGGCCUCCAGAGACUUUGCUAAGCUGUAUGAACUGGAUAAUGACCCCAAGAGGAAGGAGUUUUUGGAUGACCUCUUCACCUUCAUGCAGAAAAGAGAAACAUCUGGCGGGCCAAAUCGAACCUUAUGGUUUUGUCACUCUGGGCAGCCUUAGUGUAGACACAUAUGAUUCUGUAAC